UAUUACAGCUCUGAGAUCUUCCUGGCGGCCGAGUUCAGCGAAGUAAGUGCCUUGUCGGCGUCCCUUGGCUUUGGCAUCAUCAACUGGCUCUUCGCUCUUCCGGCUUUCUACACGAUUGAUACUUUCGGACGGCGCAACUUACUCUUGACAACCUUCCCAUUGAUGGCCAUCUGUCUUUUUUUCACUGGAUUCUCAUUCUAUAUACCUACAAACCCCGCCAAGAUCGCCUGCAUCGCCCUGGGCAUCUAUCUCUUCGGCAUGGUCUAUUCCCCUGGCGAGGGACCGGUACCUUUCACUUACUCGGCCGAGGCAUACCCGCUGUACAUCCGCCCCAUUGGCAUGUCUCUGGCGACGGCCACGACAUGGUUCUUCAACUUUCUCCUUGCCGUCACCUGGCCUUCUCUUCAGGCGGCCUUUACGCCGACGGGCGCCUUUGGGUGGUAUGGCGGUUGGAACAUCAUCGGCUUCUUCCUGGUGUUGUUGCUCGUCCCGGAGACUAAGGAGAAGACCCUCGAGGAGCUGGACGCCGUGUUCAGCGUUCCACUGCGGACUUUUGCGCGGUACGGGCUCGCGCAGUUCUUCUACUUUUGGAAGAAGUACAUCUUUAGGCAGGACAUUAGCCCGCCUGCUGUGCCGCAUGCUGGAGGGGUUGACUAUCAUCGGGACUCGUUCAAGCAGGAGAAGCAGCACAACCCGACUGCUCGUGUUUAA
Messenger RNA from Colletotrichum paranaense, 711 nucleotides. RefSeq lists its product as uncharacterized. NCBI's taxonomy places the organism in Eukaryota, Fungi, Ascomycota, Sordariomycetes, Glomerellales, Glomerellaceae. The transcript has a single exon. Gene Ontology annotation, cellular component: membrane. The record is from RefSeq and is a predicted model, not a curated record. Gene Ontology annotation, molecular function: transmembrane transporter activity. Gene Ontology annotation, biological process: transmembrane transport. The annotation marks the transcript as partial.